AUGCCUUCUCUCAUCGCCUUUUCAAUGGUGGUCGGAACCAUCGCGACAUCAGUUGUCGCGGAUAUCUACAACGUCAACGUCCCCUCUGGCUUCUUUUCCGGUCCUCAGUCCGGCAUUGGCUCAUGGUACCGCGCCUCCACGGGCCAGGACUCAACCAACGGACAAAGCUGGUGUGGCUACAAAUACUACAACUCGGACCCUGUGUUUGCUCCCUCUCUAAAAGCGAUGGGUGGUGCCACGUACAACUCUAACCCCGAUGCCUGGAGACAGCAGACUAGGAAAUAUUGUGGUCUGGAAGCCAAGGUCACGGACCCUACGACCGGCAAGAGUCAGCUCAUGUACAUUGGCGAUUCAUUUGACGACAAGUGGGUUAGAACGCCCGCAUCCAUCGACAUCAUGAUCGAUGCCUACUCCAACAUUCACGGAAAUCCAAACGGUGACAAAAAUAACGUCAUCAAGGGAGUUCAAUGGGAGCUCACAGGUAGAGUCAACACCCAGUAUGCUGCGCCAGGUGCGUCCUGGCCUCCUACGUCCGGUGGUUCUGGCGGUGGUUCUGGCAGUGGUUCUGGCAGCGGCGGUUUGGGGGCCAAGUGUGACGCGACAAAGCUUGCAAUUGGGGGUGUCAAGGAUGGUCUUGCAGCUCAAGUGUCCCGUGCCAAAAGCCCGGAAACUGUGUCAACGGUAUUUGCAGCUCUUAGAAAGGGGUUUAGCAAUUCUGAUUAUUCCUAA
This is a messenger RNA of Fusarium fujikuroi IMI 58289, 729 nucleotides long. RefSeq lists its product as uncharacterized. Bases 1 to 729 code for a protein of 242 amino acids. The record is from RefSeq and is a predicted model, not a curated record. The transcript is spliced from 5 exons. NCBI's taxonomy places the organism in Eukaryota, Fungi, Ascomycota, Sordariomycetes, Hypocreales, Nectriaceae.